GUGAUAAAAAGAUGCGAGUUUAAGUCAACAACAAGCACAGACUACUUCUUGGUACCAGGUCACCCGCGCUCGUUUAUCCCUAAAGGAACUGAACUGACGAUACUCGGGCAAAUGCCAAACGGUCGCUGGCGAUGCUUUGUUGAGCUGCCAAAAAACAAGUUUACGGUUCUCACAAAUGGAAAUCACUGGGAAACAUUCUCUGAAGUUGAGAGUAUUUCAUCGUUUGACAUCAGCGAGGAAGGCGCGAUUCUUAACUCGAGCUCAAAAACUGAAACUUUUAUAGGAAGUGUGCCAAGUAGUCUGCUCGUUGAACUGAGUCUUCCCUCAGUUUCUAAACUAAAAUAUGAAGACGGGACGCCCAUUGCCUCCCCAGGGGACACCCCACAAUUAUCCCCCUUCCCCUCCCCUCCUCAUUCGCCCUAUUCCAGGCACAAAAACAACAAAGAUUCCUUGCCGAAUAAUAAACGAAGUUCUUUACGUCGAUCUAUCGCGAGUGAAAAUCUAAGUGAACAGGACAUCUGGGAGCAGUUUUGCAUACCCUCCCCUCCCUCGUCGCCUGCUACGUCGCGGUCGACCACUCCUUCGCUCUCGCGCUCAAAUUCAUCUGGAGCAUCAUUGGAGAAUAUUGAUUUUGAUCAUACAACUGAACAUGAGAAAAGAUAUGCGGACGCAAGUAAGGGAAAUGACCAAAUGGAAAGCGAAAAUAUGGGAGGUGAAGAAAUAAGAAAUAAAGAUUGCUCUCAAGUUGCUCUUAGGCGAAGAAAAGAAGACAGUGCAGGAAGAACUACUUUGAAUGUGAAAAGUCAUAGAGAAGCGAUUCUUAUGAAUGAUGAUGUGCCAGAAACGUACAUUGGUAGUGAUUCGGAAGAUGAUAGGAUGGUUACAGUUAUAGAUGAAGUUCCACCGCAUGAGGCUGAAGAAGCUUUGAGAACGGAGAAAGAAACUGUUAAAAUGCGCGUAAAGAAGAACACACCACAGCGUGAGUUUGGUGAG
Messenger RNA from Porites evermanni, 993 nucleotides. Lineage: Eukaryota; Metazoa; Cnidaria; Anthozoa; Scleractinia; Poritidae. The record is from the annotation of a GenBank genome assembly.